This is a messenger RNA of Procambarus clarkii (red swamp crayfish), 3210 nucleotides long. RefSeq lists its product as uncharacterized. Lineage: Eukaryota; Metazoa; Arthropoda; Malacostraca; Decapoda; Cambaridae. Gene Ontology annotation, molecular function: chitin binding. The record is from RefSeq and is a predicted model, not a curated record. Gene Ontology annotation, cellular component: extracellular region.
GUCCAUUCCUUUCACACUUUGGGUUGCAUAGUGGCAGUCGUGGUGGAGGCUUAAGACCCAGAUCAGUCUCCAAGAUGAGGGACUCUGGCCGCUGUGGGCUGUUAAUAUUGCUAGAGGUGGUGGCUGUGGUCCUAGCCGGCCGGGAUACUAUCCAGGACCUCUCUGACGAAGGCUUGGACACGUCCCCCGCUUACGAGACUUCGGGAGGCGGCGUGGCGAAGGACGCCCUCGACGAUGUGGUGGUAGAGGGCGCCAUCAGACUCACCAGGUCUCGUCUCCCCCGGGCGCUGCUGGGGGGAGGCACCGUGGCCGGAGGCACCCCAGGGCACGACUUCCCCGUCCUCAACUCCGUCCCAGUUACCGUCUUCAACUGUCGCGAUAGACAGCAUGGCUACUACGCCGAUGUCGACACCGCCUGUCAGGUGUUCCACGUGUGUCAUGCAGACGGCCGCAUGGACAGCUUUCUCUGUCCCAAUGGAACCAUCUUCCAACAGCAGCAGCUUGUAUGUGACUGGUGGUACAACGUCGACUGUCAAACUUCCUCUCAACAUUUCGGCGUCAACUUAGAGAUCGGCAAGGUGUCCACCACGUCUCCCCAUGCCUCACCAGCCUCUGGGAGCGACGGUUCCCGUGGGUCCAGCUUCGGAGGUGUCGCAAGACAAACCGCAGUAACCUCUUCCUCGGCAGGAGUUCACUCGGGGGUCACUGGAAGAAGCGGUUUCCUAGGUUCUCAAGGAUCAAGUGGAGGUGCGUUUAGUGCCACGCGCGUUCCUGAAGCCGCUUUCACGCCAUCAGGAGGGAGUGGGACGUCUGUUAACCAUGUGGAAGCAACUGUUAGAGCAACUGCAGCACAGUCUAGUGCUUCUGGGAGGAGCCCAUUUUCGUCAUUCCAAACACCCACGAAUGCCCCAACACCAACUCCAGCACCGACAAGAGCUCCGUCAUCAACAAGAGCUCCACCUCCAAGAACACAAACUGCAUUAAGAGCCCCAUCGUUUACAAGAAUUCCAACACCUCCAAGAGCUCCAACGCCCUCAAGAGCCCCAAAGUUUACAAUAACUUCACCUACAGGAGCACCAACACCUCCAAGAACACCAACACCUCCAAGAGCUCUUACGCCUUCAAGAGCCCCGACGUUUACAAGAAAUCCAACACCUAUAAGCGCACCAGCACCUCCAAGAGCAUCAACACCUCAAGGAACUCUAACGCCUUCAAGAGCCUCAGUAACUUCAAGAGGUCCAACAAGAGUAGCUGUGUCGCGCCGCCCUCUGCCACCACCAACCGCCAGAUUUGACGCGCCUCUCCAGAGUCCCAGCAGGCCGCCUCCAGACGGUGUGAAUCUCCUGAUUAGUGGCAUUCAGAGCACUCAGAUCCCUGAUAAUGUUGCCGAUGCCAGAGACACCGGAUUUGGCGUCCCACUACCAUCCUUAGGAGGAAACCAAGCCCCUCAGAACGUAGUACAAAGCACACAGCGUUUCCAAACUAGUCAGGGUGUUAGUUUGAGCAACACACGACCACAGACUGCAGCUCCAAGCCAUAAAUCUCAGGACGACAGUAGGAGGAGCCACAACUUUGGAAUUGGUCAGCCUGCAGUGCCCAUCACGAAACCUGCAGUGCCCAUCACGAAACCUGCGACUACAGCAACCAGUAGCAGAGGCUCUGCUACUUUUGGUCGACGAAGUCAGCAGACUUCGGGAGUAGGACAGCCUGUUGGGGUACCUCUUCCCUUAUUAAGCAACAUUGCCAGUUCCAGCGGCAGUCAUCAGGGAUCUUCAGCUUCCAGGGCGUCUCAAAGUCAUCAGGGAUCUUCAGCUUCCAGGGCAUCUCAAAGUCAUCAGGGAUCUUCAGCUUCCAGGGCAUCUCAAAGUCAUCAGGGAUCUUCAGCUUCCAGGGCGUCUCAAAGUCAUCAGGGAUCUUCAGCUUCCAGGGCGUCUCAAAGUGGUAGCACCCAUCUUGGAGCCCCACAAAGAAUUCCUGGAGCUGUUGGCACAUCUUCUCAACAAGGAACCACGCAAAGCGGAUUUGGUAUUCCUCUACCAAGUCUCUCUUCAGCAGGAGGCUUCCAAGGGAGCUUCGGGGUUCCACUUCCUGCCAGUGUUGGAACUUCGAGUGGAAGAUUUGGCGCCACGACCACCACGACUGGAGGUACAAGGCGGCCGUCACUGGGCACUGGAGGAGCUAUCAUCAUUGUGGAAGAUGACAGAGAUGACCGAUUUGAUUUAGAUGACCGAUUCGACGAUGACCGAUUCGAUUUGGAUGACCGAUUCGACGAUGACCGAUUCGAUUUGGAUGACCGAUUCGACGAUGACCGAUUCGACGAUGACCGAUUCGACGAUGACCGAUUCGACGAUGACCGAUUCGAUAAUGACAGUCGUGAUUUAGACGACCGCUUCGAUGAUGACCGAUUUGAUUUGGAUGACCGAUUCGACGAUGACCGAUUCGACGAUGACCGAUUCGACAGGGCCAACUUCCUGAGAACUUCGAGUAACCAGGGCAAGGUGGUGCUCCUACCACCUUCAGAGAUCCAGCUACCGCCUCCGACCACCAGAUUCUAACGGGACACAGCUGGGGGCGCCUCCCCCCCAAAAAAAAAAUCCAAAAUAAUAAACGAGGGAACCUUGUGGGUGUGCCCGUGUCCACCCCCCUCCACCGUGGCGUGACGAUCUGGAACACCAAGCUGUUGGUGUUGGCAUGAUUGUCUCCUAUUCGAACCUUCAGUGCCUCAUUGGGGAGUGCCUAUUUUUGUCCCUAUGUAUAUUGUGAUAUGUGAUAUUAAAUAAGUGAGCUGUAUAUUUUCUGGUAACUGAUUUGCAUCCGAAUUCAAUCAACGCUGUGAUUUAUGAGGCGAAAAAAUGGCCUUUUCGGAUUUGAUAUGACACUUAUUUCUGGCUUUGUGGUUGCCAAGUCAAAUAAAAUAAGUAUCUGAAAAUGCCAUAGGCCUAAACGCAAACGUUCACACAAACACACAUGUGCUUUGUUUUACACACACACAUACACACACACACAUACACAGACACACACACACACACACACACACACAUACACACACACACACACACAUAUAUAUAUAUAUACACACACACACUCUGGCCUGACGAUAACUAGAUCACACGUUCAAGUCCAAGUGACAAUCUUUGUAAUAUAUAUCUACAUCUUAUAGUAUAAUAUUUUUGUAUUUGUGAAUUUCAAUAGACUCGCAUUAUUUUGAAA